Vicia villosa (hairy vetch) is the source of this 1689-nucleotide messenger RNA. RefSeq lists its product with no specific name. The record is from RefSeq and is a predicted model, not a curated record. Lineage: Eukaryota; Viridiplantae; Streptophyta; Magnoliopsida; Fabales; Fabaceae. The transcript is spliced from 3 exons. The coding region runs from base 74 to 1366 and encodes 430 amino acids.
CAAAUUUACUAUAUAUAAUGCAUUGUAGGUCUUGAGAUUCAUACACACUCACUUCUACAACUUUACAGCUUAAAUGGAGUUUACAAGUCUCUCUAUUUUAGCUCUUCUUUGUGUGGCUCUUAUGGGAACUAAUGCAUCUAAGUCAGGAGAAGAAUAUUGGAAAUCAAUUUGGCCAGACACUCCUGUACCUAAGAUUCUUUCAGAUUUGGUGCUAAUGGAUAACACAGAGCUCAUUAGAGGACAAGAGAUGAAACAAUAUUGGACUGUCUUUUUCAACCAUGAUCUUUAUCCUGGAAAACAAAUAAGUUUGGGGAUUCAAAAGCAAUCAUAUGUUCAACCAUCACGAUCAAAUGCACAAAUACUUAUAGAAAAAGCAAGCCCACAUUUUUCAACUAAAGAAGAAGUUGAGAAAUCAAUGAAACCUUUAAAAGAUUUGGCAUGGCAUGGCGAAGCAACUAAAGAAGAUAUAAAGGAACAAAUCCAACCUUUUGGAGCUUGGCGCAAUGAAGCAGCUAAAAAAGAAAAUGAGGAGCCAAUUCAACCUUUUGGGGCAUGGCGCAAUGAAAAAGAAAUAGAGGAGCCAAUUCAACCUUUUGGAGCAUGGCGGAAUGAAAAAGAAAUAGAUGAGCCAAUACAACCUUUUGGAGCAUGGCGCAAUGAAAAAGAAAUAGAGGAGCCAAUUCAACCUUUUGGAGCAUGGCGGAAUGAAAAAGAAAUUAAGGAGCCAAUCCAACCUUUUGAGGCAUGGCGAAAUGAAGAGAUUAAUAAAGAAAUUGAGAGACCAAACAAACAUUUUGAAGCUGUAGUAUGGCCUCAUAAAACAACCAUUAAAAAAAUUGAAAAAGUAAGUCAAACUUCCAUAACUCGCCCAUCAGGUGAAAAAGAGGCACACGUUAUUCAUGAUUAUUGUGAGAAACCAUCAGCCAUAGGGGAAGAUAGGCAUUGUGUAACAUCACUAGAAUCAAUGAUGGAUUUCGCCAUUUCAAAGCUUGGGAAGAAUAUUAAAGUGAUGUCAAGUUCAUUUGCUCAAAAUCAAAAUCAAUAUGUGAUGGAGGAAGUGAGGAAAAUCGGAGACAAAGCAGUUAUGUGCCAUAAAAUGAAUUUAAAAAAUGUUGUAUUCUAUUGCCACCAAGUCAAUGCCACAACCAUUUACAAGGUUCCAUUAGUGGCCUCUGAUGGAACUAAAUCAAAUGCGCUUACUAUUUGCCACCAUGAUACAAGAGGUAUGAAUGCUAAUGCACUUUAUAAAGUUCUCAAAGUUAGACCUGGAACUGUCCCUAUUUGUCAUUUUAUUGGCAACAAGGCUAUAGCAUGGGUUCCUAAUGAUAAUGUGAGUGAGUAUGAUGAUUGUCCUCGUGUCAUCUAGGCCUUCUCUAAUCAUUCACAUUACUUCUCUUAUAUAUUACUUUUUAACAUUAAAAUUGAACAUGAUGGUUACAAAUUUGCACCUUCAUGGUGAUCUCAAGUUGAAACUUGUUUUAAAGUUAUAUAUGAAGAGAAAUAUGAUGUGAAAACAUCAUAAUUUAUGUAAAAGUAUAAUAUAUGUAUCCUAAAUAAAAGUAGUUCUAAUAUGUUAGAGCUAUGUGUGAGCUUUUGUGUAUUGUGAGACUUUCUCAUUAGUCUAAUGUACUUUGUAUUUGAUAAUAAGUAAUAAAAUUGUUAUGUGUUUGAUGUACUAUCUUCUAUUUA